GAUCUGCUGGCGUGACGCAAUCUCAAGGCCGACUCCACGCCGCCCGCGCUCAGGCAGAGCAAUAAGCAGAGCAACGGUACUAUACUUAUUUUAUAUGGCUUAAUCCGCUUUCGAUUUCGAUUAUGUCAACGCGCGUCGCUUGUUGCCAAGAAAAUGAAAUUAACUUCCUUGGUCUUUGUUGUAUUUAUAAAGCGCCCAUGGCCAACGUGCCCGAGCAUAAGUAUGUGGGUAAAUGGUUUGGCCAGCAUACCAAGUAGUUCCUAAGACUGUAACCACUGCACCACUUCAUCGACAUGGCCAACGGCAAUUGGGCAGUUUAUGACUUUUACGCGCUCAUUUCACCUGCAGACGGCAUCGCACAUUGGCCCAAAACUCAACUGAACUCAACUCAAAAACUCUGAACCAAAUAAUCCAUUGAAACAAGCACAUAAAUUGUAAAAUAAAAAAAUAGCAACUAAACUCUACAGCCGAAAUGAGCAGCGCCAGCAUGAUGAUGAUGAUGAGCAGCGCCGGCCUUGGCGCCUCGAGCGCCGCAUCCACAGACUGCAGCAGCAGCAGCAUUCAAGGCUCGACCGCCUCGUCGGCGUCGAGUGAUGUGAUGACAUUGACGACAACAGCGGCGAGCAGCUGGUGCGCCAUGCCCGCCAGCUCGAGGCUGAGAUUAGUGCGUCUGGUGCGGCCGCAUCAGCGUCGACUGCUCAUGGUCUCGGAGCAGAGCGCGAGCUUUGGCUUUGCGGUGCGCGGAGGCAAGGAGCAUGGCAUUGGGUUCUUUGUCUCCCAUGUGGAGCAUGGCGGCGAGGCGCAGCUCAAGGGAUUGAGAUUGGGUGAUCAGAUACUGCGCAUCAAUGGCUAUAGGCUGGAGGAUGCAGUGCAUAAGGAGUUCAUACAGCUGGUGGGCGGACAGGAUCGUGUGACGCUCAAAGUGCGCGGCGUGGGCAUGUUGCCAGUCAAGGACCAAGCGGAGGAGAGUCUGAGCUGGAAUGUGGUCAAGCUGUCGAGUGUGAGCGGCACGCCCUCGGAGAGUUCGUUCAAGGCGACGGAGGGCGGACGACGCAGCCAACAGUCGAGCCGGGACAUCAAUGUGGUGCUGCAUGUGGCGCCACGCACCAAACUGGGUCUGGGCAUCUGCAAAGGCCCCGAAUGGAAGCCCGGCAUCUUUGUGCAGUUCACCAAGGAGCGCAGCGUGGCACGCGAGGCGGGACUGCGUCCCGGCGAUCAAAUACUGAGCGUCAACUCCAUCGACUUUGUCGACGUGCUGUUCAGCGAGGCGGUCGCUGUCAUGAAGAGCUCCAGCAAACUGGACAUGGUGGUGCGCACUGCUGCCGGCUGUGAUUUGUUUCCGGGCGAGUCGAGUGGCUACAACAGCUCCGCCAGCUCUGUGACCGGCGAUCAGAGUCCCUGCUGGGCCGAUGCCAAGUCCAAGCGGCUCACAGCGGUGCGUGAGGAGCCGCCGCCGCCGUCGCCGCCAGUCAACAAAACAAUCAUCAAGCUCACCGAGAACGGCACCAGCAUCAACAACACCUACAUAGCCAAUGGCAGCAGCAGCAGCAAAACUGAUCCAGCCAGUGCUUCAGUUAGUCGCAGCACCACAAUGCGACGCAGCAGUCAAGUGGCUGCCACAGCAGCAACAACAACAGCAACAGUUGCGCCUGUGCCGCCGCCGCUUGCAGCCAACAUGGCCAGCAAUCCAAGCAGCAGCAGCAGUAGCAGCAGCAACGCUGGCAACAGCAGCAGCCUCUCCAGUGCCAUAUACGAGGAGCUCAAGAAGCGCAAGGAGAAGCAGCAGCAGCAGCAACAGGCGCACCGCAGCAGCAGCAGCCACUUGAAUCGCGAACGCGAUACAGAUCGAGAUCGAGUUGGAGAUGAGCGCACACACAAUGGCAACCGCAGUCAAGUUGCUCAAGUGUCGCAUAAGCGUGCAGUUGCGCCUGCAGCAGCAGCACCAGCAACAACAACAGCAGCAGCAGCAACAGCAGCAACAACUUCAACAGCAGCAACAGGUGGAGGAGAUCAACAUACAGCGCUGAUGGAUGAAUUCAAGCGCGCUCAUCAGCGCAUGUUUAGGAACGGGUUCCAUGAGAGCGAGCACAAGGAACGCGGCGAGACGCUAAAACGCACUUCGAUUAUGCCCGAUGAUAGCUGUUAUCGCAACAGCAACAACAACAACAGCAGCAGCAAUCGCAACAGCAACAGCAGCAGCAACGGAAGCAAUCGCAUGUCGCUGCUUAACGGCAACAACAACAACAAUAGCGUCAAUAGCACGCCGGACUUGCCACCGCCGCCGCCACAAUUUGCGAAUCCCAAACAGCAGCAGCAGCAACAACAAUUGAAGCUAAGCUUAGCUGCUGGCAACGGCAAUGGCAGCAGAGCCAAAACGCUGUCGCCUUUAUCGCCUGUGCGCAAUGUGGGCGUGGCACUGCGUGCGCCAGCAUCGCCGCUGCCCGACUACGAUGCCACAGCAGCAGUGCAACUGCGCAGCAGCAGCAAUGGACACGCAGCAGCAACAAAUGGCAAUCAACAGCAGGAACAGCAGCGACGUACUCUGCGCCUGGGCACAGUAACAAUUGGUGGCUAUGAGCCGCGUGGCAAGCGUGAAACGCUGCGCAAGCAACCAUCGAUAAAUGGCGAACGAGUGAUCCAAUCCAAUGGCAUACUCAAGAACGGCAAUCGCAACAGCGCUAGCUACAACAGCAGCAGCAGCAACAGCGGCAGCAACACGCGUCCGCAGCAGCAGCAGCAGCAGCAACAUAUAGAAAAGUCUAUAAAGUUUGGCAACUAACUGUUACAACACAGUUAUAUUUUUAUUGUGCAAUAGGAUUUUGUCUGACAAAACAAAAUAAUAUGCCAGCAAA
Molecule: messenger RNA, 2852 nt
Organism: Drosophila busckii
Lineage: Eukaryota; Metazoa; Arthropoda; Insecta; Diptera; Drosophilidae
Product: homeobox protein 5
Exons: 8
Coding region: 473-2779 (768 amino acids)
Biological process (GO): rhabdomere development
Cellular component (GO): stereocilia ankle link complex; cilium; plasma membrane
Molecular function (GO): protein binding
Source: RefSeq, a predicted model, not a curated record